Molecule: messenger RNA, 866 nt
Organism: Saprolegnia parasitica CBS 223.65
Lineage: Eukaryota; Oomycota; Saprolegniomycetes; Saprolegniales; Saprolegniaceae
Exons: 4
Coding region: 57-788 (243 amino acids)
Cellular component (GO): Set1C/COMPASS complex
Molecular function (GO): transcription cis-regulatory region binding; protein binding
Source: RefSeq, a predicted model, not a curated record
CUGGCCCGAAAUCGUCCGCAGAGGAUCCGUAGGCGUCCACGUCGUACGUCGGAUCAAUGAAGCGCGCCGAGGAGUACGCAGCGGUGCCAACCAAGCGGCCGCGCGCCGAGGACAAGCCAGACGCGCCGCCCGCGGAAGAGCGCCGGACCGUCCGGUUCGUUGAGAAGGGCACGCUCCUAUCGCUGGCCGACGAUGGGCUCACGGUGACGGGAAGUAAAGGCUACUGCAUGGCGCGCGCCAACUGCGGCGUUCGCCAUGGCCGUUGCUAUUACGAGAUCACGCUGCAGCCGGCCGACGUGCCCUACCACGUGCGCUUUGGCGUCGGCACCAAGAAGGCCGAUAUCAAUGCGCCCGUGGGCUUUGACGAGUUUAGCUACGCGUACCGCGACCUCGAGGGCGCAGUCGUCCACAAGAGCACGCGACGCGACGGCUACGGCGCGGUCUUUGGGCCUGGCGACGUCGUCGGCGCCCUUCUCGUGCUGCCCGAUCGCGCCGAAUCAGGUCCUGAUCCCACUUUGGCACCCGCAAAUCCUGCUUCGCCCAGCAUCGGCUCAGAAUCUCCGCGGGUGACGCCAGCGCCAGACCUCAAGAAGACGAGCGGUACCCUUCGCUUCUUCGUGAACGGUGUCGACCAAGGCGUUGCAUUCGACGACCUGCCUUGUGGGGAUGUGUAUUACCCAUGCGUGUCCAUCUACCACGCCGGCAGCGUCGUCGCCAACUUUGGCCCUGCGUUCAAGACACACGACAUGGAGGAUUCUGCGAUUCCGUACGCUAGCCCGUCACCCUAGUGUUUUUACUACAAGGAGAAGAGUAGUACGUUUCUAUUAAAAAGUCAUGCCGUCAUGGUACGGCGGCUGCGCACACGA